AUGGUUAAGGGGAAAUCGAAGGAUGCUGGUAAUGAUGUGAGAAUUGGGUGGAGAGAUCCAAUGGAACUAAAAGCUUUUUGUGAUUUGUGUGCUGCUCUAGUUCUAGAAGGCAAGAGGAAUAGUGGAUUUUUGAGAAAGGAAGGGGUUGAUACAGUGAUUAAGCAAUUGGGUGAAAUGGGCAAAGUGCUUUUUGAGUGUGACACUGGGUUGGGUUAUGAUCCUAACAUUAGGAGGAUUGAGGCCACUGAUGAGUGGUGGACCCGAAAGCUUAAGGCAUGUCUCAAGGCAUCAACCAUUUGCCACAAAGGUUUGCCAAAUGUUGGUUUUAUGGAAAUCAUGUUUGAAGGCACGGUUGCAAUAGGGGAAAAUGCAUGGACCCCAAGUGGUGAAAUACCAAAGGAAUUCAUCGAAGGGUUUGGGGACUCCACUGAUAGCAAAGAAUUUGUUGACCCCCAUUGUCAGCCCUCUACAGAUGUUGACCCAAUGGAGGUUGAAGGCCAAUCAUCGUCGUAG
Quercus lobata is the source of this 513-nucleotide messenger RNA. RefSeq lists its product as uncharacterized. The coding region runs from base 1 to 513 and encodes 170 amino acids. The transcript has 3 exons. The record is from RefSeq and is a predicted model, not a curated record. Lineage: Eukaryota; Viridiplantae; Streptophyta; Magnoliopsida; Fagales; Fagaceae.